This is a messenger RNA of Aphidius gifuensis, 2714 nucleotides long. It is a transcript of the gene lovit, whose product is annotated as proton-associated sugar transporter A. Gene Ontology annotation, cellular component: membrane. NCBI's taxonomy places the organism in Eukaryota, Metazoa, Arthropoda, Insecta, Hymenoptera, Braconidae. Gene Ontology annotation, molecular function: sucrose:proton symporter activity. The record is from RefSeq and is a predicted model, not a curated record. Bases 408 to 2288 code for a protein of 626 amino acids. The transcript has 9 exons.
UGGGGGUUGAAAUAGGGGUUGUGCAAUCAGUUUGACGACGAACGUCCGACAAGCAACGUGAAUUCACUAUCAAACUUGAUAUAAUUAAAUUUAUAAAAAAAAAAAAAAAUUUAAAAAACAACUUGUUAAAAAACAUUUAAAAUAUUUAUUUAUACUUGUGUUUUAUAAUUAUACUGUGGUUUUUAAAAGUUCAUUAACUCAUUUAGUCUCACAUGCAACAAGCACUGUGUGUAAUUUCGAAACUUAAUUAUUUAAUUUCGUUAAAUUGUGGUCGACAAAAGUUUAUAUAAUUUACAAAAUAAAAAACAGUUUAAUAAUUAUGUUAAAAAAUAAUAAUUAAAUUUAAAAAUUAAUAAUUUAAUUCAAUUUAAUAUUUAUUUAAAAAUAAUUUUCAAGUGGUUUUAAUUAUGGUGGAUAAAUUACACGAGUACCAGGGUUUAACUGGUAGAUUUCAUGGUUUUCGUGACAAGAUACAAGAAAAAUGGUCAGGAUGGAAAGAAUGGAAGGAUGGAAUUCCAACUGACAAAGGUAUAAGUGGUAUAUUUAAUCAUUUACGUGGUCCACCAAAAUUAGAAAGAAGUCUUGAUGAUUAUUCACAUGUUUACAGACAAAAAUCUAGAAAAGAAUUAGUAAGAGUAUCAGCAGCAGUUAUGGGAAUUGAAUUUUCUUAUGCAGCUGAAACAGCAUUUGUUUCACCAACAUUACUAAAAAUUGGUGUUGAUCAUCAACAUAUGACACUUGUAUGGGCAUUGAGUCCUCUUAUUGGAUUUUUUUUAACUCCAAUAUUAGGAUCAGUUAGUGAUCGUUGUCGUUCAAAAUAUGGCAGAAGAAGACCCUUCAUUCUUUUACUAUCAAUUGGUGUAUUUUUGGGGCUACUAUUGGUACCAAAUGGUGAAGAUCUUGGAUAUAAAUUUGGUGAUCCAUUACCACUACCAAAUCGUACUGUUCAUCUUGGUCAUCGUGUUACAGCUAAAGUUAUUGAUGACACACCAACAGCCCCAUCAUCUUCACAUAAUUGGGGAAUAUUUUUUACAAUAUUAGGAACAGUUUUAUUGGAUUUUGAUGCUGAUGCAUGUCAAAGUCCAGCACGUGCAUAUUUAUUAGAUGUAACAGUACCAGAUGAUCAUGCAAAGGGACUAAGUACAUUCACAAUAAUGGCUGGUCUUGGUGGUUUUAUGGGCUAUGGUCUUGGUGGAAUUAAUUGGGAUGUGACGAGACUUGGACAAGCACUUGGUGGUCAUGUUCAUGCAACAUUUACAUUGAUAACAAUAAUAUUUAUCAUUUGUGUGUCUUACACAAUAACAAGCUUCAAAGAAAUACCACUUUUUUUAUUAGAACGAGAUGAAUUUAAUGCUGCUCUUGAACAACAACAACAACAACAAAAGCAAGAUAAAGACAAUGAAUAUGAAAAAAUAACUGAUGAAGAAACAGCAUCAUAUGGAACAUUGCCAAAUGAAAGACAUGAUGAUUUAAUUUUAAAACAACUUUCGGCUGAUAAUAAGAGACAUGGAUCUGUUCCAAUGAUACCAGAAAUAAAUAUUGAUACAUCAUAUGAUAAUUAUGGUUUUGAUGACAAGGAUAAACCAGAUCCUAGAGCAACAUUAAUGGAAUAUUUAUUAUCAAUUAUUUAUAUGCCACACAGUGUAAGAAUGGUUUGUUUGACAAAUUUAUUUUGUUGGAUGGCACAUGUUUGUUAUUCAUUGUAUUUUACUGAUUUUGUUGGUGAAGCUGUUUAUGGUGGUAAUCCAAAGGCACCUGAGGGAUCUGUUGAGAGAGAGCUUUAUGAAUCUGGUGUUAGAUUUGGAUGCUGGGGAAUGUCAAUGUAUUCACUCUCUUGUGCAUGUUACUCAUUGAUUAUCGAAAAACUCAUUGCAAGAUUUAAGGCUAAAAAGGUUUACGUUUGUGGAUUGUUGUUUUACAGCACUGGAAUGAUGCUCAUGGCAUUGACUAAGCAUCCAAUUGGUGUUAUUGUUUUUUCAUGGACAGCUGGUGUUAUGUAUUCGACUUUAUUUACAAUGCCUUAUUUACUUAUUGCACAUUAUCAUGCAUCUUCAACGUUUGAAGUUACAAUGGAUGGAGAAGCAAUACAAAGUGGAAGUGUACGAGGACUUGGUACUGAUGUUGCAAUUGUAUCGUCAAUGGUUUUUCUUGCCCAAUUUUUAUUAUCAUGUUGUCUUGGUACAAUUGUCAGUGUAUCUGGUACAACAACAGCUGUUGUUUGUGUUGCAAGUACUCUUGCUGCAUGUGGUGCAAUUGCAGCAACUCAAGUCAUGUAUCUUGAUUUAUAAAAAAUUUAAAAAAACUACAUAUUAUUCCAAUUUAAAAUAAAUAUAUAAAAAAUUAAAUCCUUAUUAAUCAGUAUUAUAAAUUAAUUUAAUACUCGUAAGAAAAAAAUAUAAAUUAAAUUUCGAAAUACAAGCACAAAAAAAAAGAAUAAUUAAAUUCUGAGCAAAAAUAAAUAUAAAGAAUUUAUCUGUGUCUGUAAAUAUAAAAAUAAUGAUGAAAAAAAAAAACAUUAAUUUAAAUAUAAUCAAAUAAUUAAAACCAUCAAUAAUUGUUAAUUAUUAUUAUGAUUUUUUUAAAACUCAAUAAUUUAAAUGGAAAAAUUAUUUUAUUAAUUUUUACUUGUGUUUUAUUUUUAAAUUAUUUAAAAUAUUAAUUUUGGACGGAUUAUAAUAAUUUUUUUUUAACAAAAAAUAAAAUUAAUAAUCAAG